CCGCUCCACAACCUCCUCCUCGCCGCCGCCGCCGCCGCCGCUUCCACUCCUCCCCUCUGAGCCGCCACCAUGGGUGUCCCCAAAUUCUACCGCUGGAUCAGCGAGCGUUACCCGUGUCUGAGCCAAGUAGUGAAGGAGCAUCAGAUUCCGGAAUUUGACAAUCUCUACUUGGAUAUGAAUGGAAUUAUCCACCAAUGCUCUCACCCAAAUGAUGAAGAUGUGCACUUUCGGAUCUCUGAAGAAAAGAUAGUUGCUGAUAUUUUCCACUAUGUGGAAGUUCUCUUUCGCAUUAUUAAGCCAAAAAAAAUAUUUUUCAUGGCUGUUGAUGGUGUGGCUCCAAGAGCAAAAAUGAAUCAACAACGUGGCAGGCGUUUCAGAUCAGCAAAGGAAGCAGAAGAAAAAAUUAAAAAAGCCUUGGAGAAAGGAGAAAGCCUUCCUACAGAAGCCAGAUUUGACUCCAACUGCAUCACCCCAGGUACUGCUUUUAUGGCCAGGUUACAUGAACAGCUAAAAUAUUUUGUAAACAUGAAGAUUUCAAGUGACAAAUCCUGGGAAGGUGUAACUGUAUACCUGUCAGGUCAUGAGACCCCAGGGGAAGGUGAACAUAAAAUCAUGGAAUUUAUUAGAGCUGAAAAAAGAAAACCGGAUCAUGAUUCCAAUACGAGACAUUGUCUAUAUGGACUGGAUGCUGAUUUAAUUAUGCUUGGAUUAACAAGCCAUGAACCAAAUUUUUCCCUUUUGAGGGAAGAAGUUCGAUUUGGUGGCAGGAAAUCUCAAAAAAGGAUUGCUGCAGUUGAGGAAACCACGUUUCACUUGUUGCACCUGUCCCUAAUGAGAGAGUAUGUUGACUAUGAAUUUUCACCUGUGAGAGGAAAGAUUUCCUUUGAGUAUGACCUUGAACGGAUAAUAGACGACUGGAUAUUGAUGGGGUUUCUUGUCGGUAAUGAUUUUAUUCCUCAUCUACCUCAUUUACAUAUCAAUCAUGAUGCACUACCUUUGCUAUACAAGACAUAUAUUGAAGUCCUGCCAACUCUAGGAGGGUACAUUAAUGAAGGUGGAACAUUAAAUUUGGAACACUUUGAGAAGUAUCUUCUAAAACUGUCAGAAUUUGAUCGCGAACAUUUCAGUGAAGUUUUUGUUGAUCUGAAGUGGUUUGAAAGCAAAGUGGGCAAGAAAUACCUCAAUGAGGCAGCAGGCAUUGCAGCAGAGGAAGCAAAACGGCGUAACAAGAAAAGUAAGGUCCGAGAUGAUUUGUGUCUCGCAGUACUUGAUGAAGGUCAAAAUGAUGCAGAAGCUUUCUCAGACUGCAGUACUGAAUUCAAUCACAAAGAUGCAUUGAACAAUGACAAUGAUGAGGACAAUGAGGAUGAUCUGUUUGAAACAGAAUUCAGACAGUACAAGAGAGUUUACUACAUGACAAAAAUGGGCGUAGAAGUUGUUUCUGAUGAAUUUCUUGCUCAACAGGCAGAAUGUUAUGUUCAAGCAAUACAAUGGAUUUUGCACUAUUAUUACCAUGGUGUCCAGUCCUGGAGCUGGUAUUACCCUUUCCACUAUGCACCUUAUCUCUCUGACAUCUGCAAUAUCAGUAAGUUGAAGAUAACAUUAGAUAUGGGAAGACCAUUCAUGCCAUUUGAGCAGUUACUUGCAGUUCUUCCAGCAGCUAGCAAAGAUCUUCUACCAAAUAGCUACCAGUUUUUAAUGACUGAUGAAGGAUCUCCAAUCAUAGAAUAUUACCCUCCAGAUUUCAAAACUGAUCUUAACGGCAAGCAACAGGAGUGGGAAGCUGUUGUACUAAUUCCAUUUAUUGAAGAGAUACGGUUAUUGGCAGCAAUGGAACCUUGCAAUGAGCAUCUUUCCGAGGAAGAAAUACAGCGCAAUCGGCAUAGUGGAUGUAUGAAGUACUGGUACGAUAAAGAUAUUGAAUUCAAAUAUUCAUCACGGAGGCCAGAAAAAUUCCCAAAUGUGGAACGGUGCCAUGCAAGGCAUGAAGAGAUUCCCGUAGAUGCAUGGAGAGUAACUCCUAGUUGCACAUUAAACUGUACCACUAACAAUAGUACUGUUUACUUUUGCGGGUUUCCAACUCUGAAGCAUAUUAAGCAUAAGUCCUACUUAAGGAAAAGUGGGGUUCAAGUCUUUCAACAGCCAAGCCGAGGAGAGAAUAUGCUCUUGGAUCUAUUGCCACAAGAGGAGGAAGAUAAUGUGGAUGACAUUGCUAAUCAGGAGUUGGGAAAGUCUAUCUUUUUGAAUUGGCCUCAUCUUGAGGAAGCUCGAGUUGUUGCAGUGUCAGACCAAGAAACAAAAUAUUAUUUGGAAGAACCCCUGGGAGUGCAGAAGAUUUAUGCUGGGAAAACAACACCUGCGAAAGUAGUUUACCUUGGUGAUGCAGAACAAAACAUGUGGUCAAGAGAAGCGAAUAGUAUAAAAGAAUUUUACCACAAAAGAAAAGGAAUCAUUAUCAAUGAAACAUCAGUGCUUGUGUAUGCCCAGCUCCUCACAGGUCGUCGGUACGUAUUUGGUCGCAAUGGCGAAGUUACUUUGGAGAAGGAAUGGUCAAAACAAAUACUUCCAUUUGCUCAUCAUACCACUGUGAGGGACCUAAAAUCAUUUGAUUCCAGUUUCUCUCACUUCCACACACUGGAUGAACUAUUUCCACCCAGAAUUAAUGUUUUCAUGUUGGGGACUCCCUACUAUGGCUGCAUGGGAGAGAUUCAAGACUCUUCGGAUGUUAUCAAAGAUGGGCGAAUCCGUGUGGUUUUUAGUGUUCCAUGUGAACCUCAGCUAGAUGGCAUUAUACAAAACCAGCAUAAAUAUUCUACAAAAUAUAAUCCAGGCUAUGUUGUGGCCAGCCGCCUUGGAAUUACCGGGUACAUCGUGUCAAGGAUAACAGGCAGCUUGUUUAUUGGCAGAGGAUCAAAGCAAAAUCCUCUUGGAGAACAGAAAAUGAAUGUGGGGCUGAAUCUGAAGUUUAAUAAGAAGAAUGAAGAAGUACCAGGUUACACGAAGAAAGUUGGAAAUGAGUGGCUGUAUUCUUCUGCUGUCGAACAGAUUCUAAGUGAAUAUCUGGAGAGAUUUCCUGAAUUGAUGUACCACAUUGCUAAAAACAGCCACGAAGAUCUGUACUAUGAGGAUAACAUUUGGUCUGGAGAGGAUGUUAGUGGUCCUGAAAAGGUCCAGGAAAUUGGAGCUUGGUUGAAGACGCAUCCGGUCAGUAGUUUGUCAAGAGCAUCUUGUGACUUGAACUUACUGGAUGCAGCAGUCAUUGAAAAGAUUGAGGAGGAGGUAGAAAGCUGCAAGCAAAGAAGAAGUAACAAAAAAGUAAGGGUGACUGUGAAGCCACAUCUAUUGUACAGGCCUCUGGAGCAGCAACAUGGUAUAGUCCCAGACAAAGAUGCAGAGUACCUUUUAUUUGAUCGUGUUGUGAAUGUGAGGGAGGACUUCUCAGUUCCUGUUGGUCUUCGAGGAACUAUCAUAGGAAUGAAAGGAGCUGAGCGAGAAUCUGAUGAAUUUUAUGAAGUAUUAUUUGAUGAAGAAUUUCCAGGUGGACUGACUAUAAGAUGCACUCCUGGCCUGGGCUACAGACUUCCGAAGUGUGCCUUGAUCGUUCUCAGUCAUGGGAACCGCUUGGAGUUUGGGGGUCAGAAAGCAGCAACGCUAUUAAAACCACAGCCAGCACCAAUACCUCAACAUUCUAUGUAUUCUUCUUCAAAAUCUUCUCAGAAAGUAUCAACAGGAGGCCUGAACCACUCUCCACUCUCCCUAUUUGUGCCCACACAGCAACUUAAUGGAAGACAGCCAUAUCUCAGGGCAGAAAAUCAGAGCAACCAAGUUAACCAUCAGAAAGCAAAUGGACCAUCUAGCUUUCAUAGAAAUGGUGAUCAUGAACACAAAGGAACAUCUGCUAAAGUGGAUCAGCUGAAACCAGAUGAGUUUUCCAAUGUAUGGCAGUCCUUACAGAAUAAUUUGGGAAUUUCACCCGUUCCUAAACAAAGCAAUUCUCAAGGUGCACAAUUAGCCUGCAAACCCGAUUCUGGUUGGCAAGAAAAGCCGGCUUCUAGCUCAGCAUCCAUUUCUGGGUUUCCGUCCCCAAAUUCUCUGACGACAGAAAAUAAUAUGCAGCCCUUCAAAACUGAUGAGCAACAAAAGCAGAGAUGGGUACCAGGAGUACAAGUGACACGAGUCAGGAAAGCUGAAGAGGACAACUGUGAAAAUUUCAACACAAGAAUUUGGGGUCCUGAAAACUCAGGCCGGUCACAAUCGUCCAUUUCUAAUUUGUCAAGUAAACAGGCUUGUACUGGCAGUAGUAAACAAAGUAUGAAAAUUCUCAAGAGGAAUGAAGACUUAAAUGAAGAGAAACCUGCUGUGGUAAAUUGUCUGUCAUCUUCAUCUUCAGCAGAAAAAUGUGAUUCCUCCACCAAGAUAUCAUCUGAGUUUGAAGAAUUAGUUUCAUUAAAUACACCCAGUGGACAAGCAGGAAAAGAUGCACAAGACUCUCAGCCCAAAGAAAACAAAGGAAAUAGUGGGGAACCUUUAUCCCCACAAUCUUUUGCAAUGAAAGGAACACAAAUGUUAAAGGAAAUUCUGAAGAUUGAUAGUGCAAAUCCAGCCCUUGAUAAAGAAGCUAACAUAUCUUCUAAUGUUAAGCAAGAAAGCUCUCCAGCUGCUUCAGUCCAUCACGAGAGAGCAGGAUAUGCCUCCCACCAACGACCAUUAAAAAAACUUGCUGCAAAAAUCAACAAACCUCAGGGGACAUUGGGUGGAGAAAUUUCAGGACAUUAUCGAGGGCAACCGCUUCCUUUAUCCAUCCCAGUGUCAGAGUUGUUCAUCACUUGUGGCAGACUUGGGUUACCGCAUCCAGAGUUCUCCUUUAUUAAGACCCCACAGGGCUUGAAGGUUUGCCAGGUGAAGUUGGCCAAUGGUUUGCUUGUGCAUGGACCUCAGUGCCAUUCGGACAGUGAAGCCCAAGAAAAGGCUGCAGCAUUUGCACUACAGCGACUGAAUGCAACAGGACAAAAUACACAUCUCGGUCCAAACAUAUUUCCCGGUUAUCAACCCAUGACAGGAAAUAUACCUCCUCGGGCCAUUCCACCAUCCUUUGGUCAGGCUUCAGGUGGUAUAAUGCCUACGCCACCUCAUGGAUAUGGUCCUGUGCCUUGGCCAAAUUUGAUUCCUCCCCAGCUGUACAAUAACUUUCAGAUACCAUAUUCAGGAAAUAUCUGUCCUGGAGGAAUGCUUAUUGGUACUCAUAAUCAAUUUGUGCCUUUACAGGUCACAAAGAGGAGGACAGUUUUCAAUAAACCUUACGAUGAAAAAGAAUUUAGUCCCUCUCUUCAGCAAAAACUGAGUCAGCCAGCAACUACAAUUGAAUAUUCUAACACGUCACAUGGAUAUCCUGCUACCAUCACCUCCAGGAACUUCAUUCAGCCCAGCCAAACACCUCCUGAGCCCCAGAAUAAAACAGUUGUACACACAGUCAUUGAACCUCAAGGGCAACAACAUCCAAUGGCAGGUUCUUCUGGAAAACGCAAGCAAAGAAAAUUAGCAGUCAAUUUUAGAGGCCCUCGGCUGCCCCAGUAGUUAAGGUGAAUCAAAUUAAGCUACUUCUGAAAUUUAAUUUCGUACAGUAGUUUGUUUGGAUAAUCUUGGCAUUGAAUGUUGCAAUUUUCUUCAAGUAUGUGCUUUCCAAAAUGCUAAAUAAUAUUAUCAUUAGGCUAAAAUUGUCUCCAUGAUAAGCUGAUAACCUUGUGAAUUAUUUUGCCGUUGAAGAGACAAUACUUUUAUCUCAAAAGCUUAGAAAUUAACCUGUCUUUUAGGAAUUUUCCUAUCACUCAAAUUUAAAUUAAAUUAGUAAAAGGCAAUUUGUGCAUAAAUCCAUUCACAUGAUGCACUAAGCCUUGCAGCUGUGAUCAGUUUCCAGUACAGGCCAUAAAGCACAAAGUUUCUGUUGAUCUGAAUUGUAUUUGUUUUGUCUUUUAUUCUAAUUUCAAAGGUUUGUAAUUUGUUUGCAAUAUAGAAAUUAUGCGUUUUAAUCAUCAACAAUAUCUAUGCAUCAGGCAUAAUCCCAAUUAAACACUUAACUAACGUUAAACUCUUUUCAAAGAUUUUAUCAGAGCAAGUACCAUAUAUUGUUUUUAAAUGAUUAGUCAGGUAGUACUUUGCAUUAUCGUGGAAGAUUUGUCAGAACCUCCACUUUGUAUCAUUUAUCAAUCAAAUUGACUAAGAUGUUAGUGGCAUUGUGGAACAGCAGGUGAAACAUUUGCCACCCGUUCCAUGACACAUCUUGUAUUUAGUUCAAUUGAAAUGGCUGGGGUUGAACUUGGGUCAACCUUUUAAACAAAGACACCAUUCUCAUAUUGGCUGUGUUGCAUUACUGUGCAGUCCAGUUUCAUAAUCACUUGAGGACAAAUUGCAGGAUAGUGAUCAUCCAGACGUAUGAUAUUGUCAAGAAAGCAGGAAGACUGCUGCCUACAAGAACAAAAACUCAAAAUUAAUAUUAGAAGGGAUUAGGAGUGCAUAAUAAAAAUAUUGCGUAAUUAUUUUACGAUAUAUUGUUAUGCAGGCAUUAUUAAUUGUCUGCUUUACUUGAUAUUCUAUAUCUGGAAAUUGAAUUUUCACUACUGGGUAAAAUUGUAUUUCCGACAUCAAAAUUCUUACACGGCCUUUAAUGCUGGGAUUGAAUCAGGCACAAUGGAAAUGAAACUCCCAUGGUUGCAAUAAGGCUUUGCAAAAUUUUCAGCUUUAAACAACCUCGCAACAGUAUGGGAAAAUUACAAAAUUGGUCACAUGAAUUAUUCCUUCAGAAGUCUAUGUAGUAAAACAAUUUAGAUCUUUUAUUAUAUAUGGUGAGCAAAAGUGAAGAGUUGCCAAAUUUUGUGAUUCUUUGAGGAUUAAUAGUGGUGGUGCAUUACAGAAAUUGUGAUGGUACUAACUAUUCAACUUCUAAUGCAAAUAGAUUUUUCUUUUGGCUAUAAAAUUAGUAGAGACCCGAGCCUUGCAUUUAAUUGUUUCUGUUUUGUACCUUGGUGUGGAAGAUAGAUUUUGUUUUUAAUUAAUUCCUUUUUGGACAUUUUAUUCUGGGUCAACCUAUAGAAUAUAAGCCUAUGUGCAGUUUUCAUUGUUCAGGACUUUUACACCCUUUAUUUGUCUCAACAAAUUAUUUUCCUUUCAACAAAAGAACUUUCUUCAAAUUUAGAGCACAUUUUUUUUGGCAUCAAUUGAUUUAAAAAUAAAGGCUUAUUGAGCUUAAUUAAUCAUGACUGAAACUGGCCACAGUACGUCUGUCUGUAAACAGCAUUAAACAUUGUUUAACUGCAUGGGUUCCUUCAGCUUCUUAGUGGACUACUGUUAGUUUGUUAAACAAAAGUGCUUUUUUUUGUAAAGUAUAUUGGGCCAUUGUUAUUUUUUUGGGGUAAAUGCUUUGAAGAAUAGAUUUUCAGCUGAUUAUUUCAUUUUGCAAAACACUGAAGUCAUACCCCAUAUGCCAUGAAGAACCUUAUUGUAUGGGUCACAUUUCUGUAACUAAACCAGUAAAAGCUGCAUUGGAUCAGGGGUGGUGCAGAAAAAUAUUGAUCCAUACAUAUUAUGCUUUAAUGCAGUUUCUUUAUAAUAUUCAACAUUUCCUUUUUGUCUGUCUCGUAUGAGUGUGUGGCUUGGUUUUGUAUUUAACCCAAUGGCCUUGCACUUGGUAGGAAUCAGUAGACUUCAUUCUUUAUGAUGCAAAAAUUGAAAUACUUUAUACACCUAAAUGUUCGGGGGUUUGAUAAAACUGAAGUUUUAUUUUAAUACUCAUCAAAACAGUGAAUGGUCCUUGUAUUUUGGAAUUUUACAUUGCUUAAACAUGGUACCUAUGUUUUGGAAUUUUUAAAUUUUCUAGUAAUAUUCAAUGAAAUGGAUUAAAUACUGUGAUUAAAUGUGUUUUACUGUGUUUUAAUUGAUCGGUCUUUCUAAAGGUAUUCCUGAUCAAGUUUUAAUGUCACCUGAUGGUCCUAUAUUUUGUCCACAUCUGUCAAUACUUUGUGAAUUGCCAUCAAACGUCCAAGGAAGAGCAGCCUACACUAAAUGCAAAAUCCCAACUCAACAUGUAUGACUUUGCUUAAUUUUAUAAAUUUCAUGUAAAUUUUAGUUUUUAUUCAACGCAGUCAAUUAUGUCCAUAACACAGUUAUACCAAAAGCUUAAUAUGUACUUGUACAGCAAUGUAUUUUAUACAACACAAAGAAGAAAAUCACUUUCUGAUGCAGAUGUUGUAGAAGUGCUUUUAAGAUUAUUUUAUAGAAACCAUAAAAUCUCAAAUUAUUUACUGCCUAAUUUCUAGGUUCCUAUACAUGUACAUUUUUUGGUUUCAGAAUAAUACAACAUUUUUAUCAAUUUAUGACACAAACAUUUUAACGUUUAUCAGUGUUAAAAUUGUGUUUCAUUUAUGAGUGCUCUUGAUGUUAUGUUCAAGCCUUUCCAUGUAGAUCACACUGGUUUAAAAUUGUACAGUGAAAGAAAGGUCAUGGCAGCACAUUAAUCAUAUUUAUUGAUGAAUGUGGACUUUUUACAUUUUAUGUAUUAAACAAUGGAACAGUGACUGGUUCAUAAAACAGUACAGUUUAAUGUUGCACUUUCUGCUGAUGUGUAUAGGCAAGCUCGAUAUGAUAAAUAAAACAUUUUGUUACAAGUG
This is a messenger RNA of Leucoraja erinaceus (little skate), 8660 nucleotides long. It is a transcript of the gene xrn1, whose product is annotated as 5'-3' exoribonuclease 1. NCBI's taxonomy places the organism in Eukaryota, Metazoa, Chordata, Chondrichthyes, Rajiformes, Rajidae. Gene Ontology annotation, molecular function: 5'-3' RNA exonuclease activity; RNA binding. Gene Ontology annotation, biological process: rRNA catabolic process; nuclear-transcribed mRNA catabolic process. Gene Ontology annotation, cellular component: nucleus. The record is from RefSeq and is a predicted model, not a curated record.